Molecule: messenger RNA, 348 nt
Organism: Pyrgilauda ruficollis (rufous-necked snowfinch)
Lineage: Eukaryota; Metazoa; Chordata; Aves; Passeriformes; Passeridae
Gene: PTH
Product: parathyroid hormone
Exons: 2
Coding region: 1-348 (115 amino acids)
Biological process (GO): cell-cell signaling; intracellular calcium ion homeostasis
Cellular component (GO): extracellular region
Molecular function (GO): parathyroid hormone receptor binding; hormone activity
Source: RefSeq, a predicted model, not a curated record
AUGACUUCUAUAAGAAACCUGGCCCAGGCUGCAAUCAUUUUAUGUGCCAUGUGCUUUUUUACAACCUCUGAUGGAAGACCAAUGGUGAGGAGGUCUGUGAGUGAGAUGCAGUUGAUGCAUAACCUGGGUGAGCAUCGGCACACGGUGGAGAGGCAGGACUGGCUGCAGAUGAAGCUGCAGGACGUGCACAGUGCCCAGGAGGACGCUCGCACCCAGAGGCCUCGGAGCAAGGACGACGUUGUGCUGGGCCGGAGGCUGCUCCCGGAGCACCUGCGGGCAGCAGCGCAGAAGAAAUCCGUGGAUCUGGACAAGGCUUACAUGGAUGUCCUCUUCAAAACAAAGCCGUAG